Messenger RNA from Ustilago hordei, 1314 nucleotides. RefSeq lists its product as uncharacterized. Gene Ontology annotation, biological process: autophagosome assembly; autophagy of mitochondrion; nucleophagy. Gene Ontology annotation, molecular function: Atg8-family ligase activity. Bases 1 to 1314 code for a protein of 437 amino acids. The transcript is spliced from 2 exons. Lineage: Eukaryota; Fungi; Basidiomycota; Ustilaginomycetes; Ustilaginales; Ustilaginaceae. Gene Ontology annotation, cellular component: cytosol; cytoplasmic ubiquitin ligase complex. The record is from RefSeq and is a predicted model, not a curated record.
AUGAACACUCUGCAGACCCACUUCUGGGCAGUUCGAGACUAUCUCGCACCAGUAUUGAGAGAGUCCAAGUUCAAGGAGCAUGGCAGAAUCACUCCAGAUGAAUUCGUAGCUGCUGGCGACUUCCUCUCCUACAAGUUUCCCACAUGGCAAUGGUGUGCGGGCAGCACAUCAAAGGCAAGAGACUAUCUCCCGAAAGACAAGCAGUUCCUCAUCUCCUGCGGCGUACCUUCGCUACGACGUGUCAGUCAGAUCGAGAAGGGCGUCGGUGUAGGUGUCAAGGAUGACGACGAAAAGCUCAUGAGCUUCGACGAGAGCGGUGCCGAAGCUGGUGAAGAUGAUCAAUGGGUUGCAACGCAUUUCGAUCCGCAAAGAGGGCCAAGUGGGCGUGCGGGAGAGAUGAUGGAUAUUCCUGAUAUCGGUGAGGACCAGUCUGCGCCCGAGAAUCAGCUUACAGAGGGUCAAGAGGACGAUCUCGCUGCUCGCGUGGCUGGCAUCACCGUCAGCACCCAAGGCUCCUCGCAAGGGCCGGCUACGUCAGCCAACGAGAUCGGCGAUAUCCCAGACAUUCCAGACAUGGACGACGAGACGGACGACCUUGCAGGCGGUAUCGAAGAGGAAGACGAUCCUGCCACAGCCGCUGUCCCAAACGUUUCGAAUACUGCUUCGGCCUCUGCUUCGGGCGCAGACAAUGGUAAGCUUCUCUCGGUCCGCAAGUACGACUGCAUCAUAACCUACGACAAGUACUAUCAAACACCGCGCAUGUGGCUUGUAGGCUACGACGAGCAUGGUGUGCCACUCAAACCUGCACAGAUCUUUGAAGAUGUCUCCUCUGACUACGCACAGAAGACAGUCACCAUCGAGCCUUUCCCACAUGGUCAUGCUGGGCCGGACAGCUCAGCUACCUCGUCCGCUUCAGCGGUUGGUGUGGCAACGGCGAGCAUCCAUCCGUGCAAGCACGCAAGUGUGAUGAAGAAAGUUAUCGAGCGUAUGAAUGCUUCGGUGAUUGAGGAGCAGAGGAAAGCAGCAGCUGCGUCAGGGGCGACACCAGGAGCGGGGGAGAAAAAAAAGAAGAAAGGUUGGAGCGUGUCAAGUGCUGUCAAGCGUGUUACUGGUGGGUCGGGGGCCGGGGCGGAUGGUGCAAGUUCGGCAGGGGCAGGGGCAGGGGCAGGGGCAGGGGAAGCAGCGGGCGAAGCUGGUGCAGAUGGCGAGGAAGAGGUUGAAGGUCUUCGUGUCGAUCAGUACAUGAUCAUUUUCCUCAAGUUCAUGGCAUCUAUCGUUCCUGCUAUUGAGAUUGAUGCCACUCAGGCUUUGUAG